ACACUUGGGUAUGUGUUUUUAGACCAAUGAGAUUUGACUUCUUGGAGGUGCGACCAAUCGUGUGAAAGACCCAGACACGUGAGUUAAAUAAAUCGUUCAGUCUAAGUGAGGGAUCAGCUAUUGUGUAGUUCGACUUACAGGGAGUCCAUUCUGCUGUGUCCUGUUGUCUUCUUCAGCUACCGAAAAGUCUCACUGAAAAUAGUAGUAUAGAUCAGCUCCUGAUAAAAAAAGCUUGAGAAUUCACGCAUUUGUUGUGUUGCAACAAAAGAAGGUCAGAUAAUGCAGUCCAAAACUUUGACUGGGAAUUUGACCUUCAAAUCUUUAAGGCCACCGGACUUGGCUAAUUGCACAAAAAGAGAACUUUGUGAAUACUUUGAAAACAGUUAUGACCUGAAUGAGAGCUUGUUCACAUCACUCAAAGACGAGUCCGUAUUUUACAAAUGCCCGGACCGACUGCGACUGCCACUGAUCUUCUACUUCUGUCACACUGCAGUGGUGUACGUCAACAAAUUGAUGUUAGCUGGCCUCAUCACAGAGCGGGUUAACUUGGAGUUUGAAACAAUGUUUGAGACUGGCGUUGAUGAAAUGUCCUGGGAUGACACAGAAAAUUACCGGAUGGGUGGCAGCUAUAAAUGGCCAUCUGUAGAUUCUGUGAUGGAAUAUCGCAGAAACGUCCGAAACUUGGUCCUGAAGGUGAUACGGGACACAGCACUGGACGUUCCUGUUACCAUGGAGUCACCAUGGUGGGCAAUCUUGAUGGGAAUUGAGCACGAGAGGAUCCACCUAGAAACUUCCUCCGUCCUGAUUCGUCAGCUGCCUGUGGAAUUGGUUAUCAAGCCUAAAGGAUGGGUGUAUGCCCCAUAUAAAUGUGGUGGAAGAGUUGAAGAGAAUCCCUUCAUAUCCGUUGAGGCUCAAGACGUUACCUUCGGGAAACCAAAAGAGUUUCCAUCCUAUGGAUGGGAUAAUGAAUAUGGAGAGUUUUCCACCAGAGUUCCUGCAUUUGAAGCCUCCAAGUUCAUGAUAACCAAUGGAGAAUUCCUUGAGUUUGUUGAAAGUGGUGGUUAUGAUGAUGAAAAGUUCUGGACGGAGGAGGGCUGGAAGUGGAAGGAAUACAGACAAUCCAAACACCCUGUAUUCUGGAUCUGCAGACAUGGAUGUAAAGGUGGCUGUGGAGCAGAUUUAGGAAAAUACUCUCACUGUCAUUUUCCAAACAAUGUCAGCAAUGGUAUCAUGAAUGGAACAAUGACCAAUGGUCAUUCAAGGGAGGCCAUUAACAGAGGAGAAAAGAGGAAUUAUAUGUACCGUGCCAUGUUUGAUGUGAUGCCUUUGCCACUUGAUUGGCCAGUGGAGGUAAACUAUCAUCAAGGCAGAGCUUUCUGUGCAUGGAAGGGAUUUGGAUUCCGACUUCCAACUGAGGCUGAACGAAAUGUGAUGAAAGGAAAGAAGUUUCUUACAACUGGAGGAACAAAGGAUGACAUAAUUUAUCAAAAGAAGCCAAAAGCUAACAUCAACUUGCAGUAUGGGUCAUCUACUCCUGUCAACAUGUACCCGGCUAAUGAGCUUGGUUUCCAUGAUGUGUUUGGCAAUGUGUGGGAAUGGGCAGAGGACCACUUUAAUGGCUUGAAUGGUUACAGCAGUCACUGGUUCUAUGAUGAUUUUUCCUCUCCAUGCUUUGAUGGUAGACACAACCUCAUAUUGGGUGGAUCCUGGAUUUCCACUGGUGACGAAGCAUCCAAAUUUGCUAGAUUUGCCUUCAGACGGCACUUCGUUCAGCAUGCUGGAUUCCGCAUUGCUAGAUCUUUGGAACAAGCUGAGAAGGUCAAUGUUCCCGCUAGACUUAUCAAAGAUGACGUAUUUGUUCUUGGAGUUGGAGUCGAGGAGAAGGAAAUUCCAAAUGAGGACGAGAUGGAGUAUGAAUGGGUUCCCACAACCAAUUACCAAUACAGCUAUGAUACUGAGGACUCCUUAUAUGGAAUUAUAGAGAUGGAGUUUGGAUUCCGUGAUUCAUUUCCACAUCAAGUAGCUCAACAUUGCCUCUCCCUGCAGAAAGUGUACCAGUGCAAUACUGCCUCAGCAUUAUGGCUAGGAAGUGGAGCAGGCAGAGGACCACUGGAACUGUCCAGUGGCUUUCAAAAUGUAUUGGGUGUUGACUAUGCAGCUAGAUUUAUUGAUGCUGCUCAGAAGCUACAAAGUGGUGAGAAAAUUGGCUACAAAACAAGUAAUGGAGAGCAGAAGACUGCAUUUAUGCCAGAAGCGUGUCAGUCCAAUAAGGCAGUGUUCAAACAGAUGACAUGGAUACCCAAUGAAAUUAGUGAUUAUGAUAUGACUAUUGUAACUUUCCUGGACAGAACAAUGAAUGCUAAAGCAUGGCUGGCCAGAUUAUGGGAGAUAACUGUUACAUCUGGAAUAGUUGUGAUUGUGUCUAAGGAUGACAUAUGGAGUAAAGACAGUCUCUCUCAGUACUUCAGAAAUGAAUUAAUAUUCAAGGAAACACAAGAUCUGAAGUAUGCUACCAAAGAAGGGGAAUUAACUGCUCAUGUGACCGUCUGGGCACGUCAGUAAAUCAGUCCUAUGAAGGGGAAUUAACUGCUCAUGUGACCGUCUGGGCACGUCAGUAAAUCAAUCCUAUGAACUGGAUAAUUUUGUGGCUGUACAUUUUCCCUCUCUUUAUUGUUGAUGUAUUUGUUAACUGUUGAAUUUUUAUGAUUUUUUUAAUAUGUUCAUAUUUUUUGAUCCGAUAACUAUCAUUCAUGCUUUCAACAUGACAUCAUCAUUUUCAGUGGAUUUUUUUUUACUUUUGAAUUAUAUACAUUUUUCAGUAAACGUUGUAGCUUGUGCAUGUAUUUUGUGAUAUACUUUAUUGACUUUUAUUUAUAAAUACUACUGUGUAGUCAUAUCUUUGAUUGGGGAAUUUUAUACCCUUUAAUCAGGUCAUUGUACCAAUAUAUAGAUAUCUAUGUUUAUCCUAAUACAUAUAUUAUUGACUGAAUAUUUGAAAACAUGCAUGUACUCCUAAGUCGGCGCACCUAAAGUUGACUUGAGUUUACAUAGUGCACUUCCACAUAAAGAUUGAGAGCAGGCAUAUUAUCUCUCCAUUGCAUAAUAUUCAAAUUUUAUGUACUAUUAAUUUUGUUUUCAUUGUUUGGUAGCAGACAUUUGUUAUGUCACAAAUGAAUUUUCGCCUUUAUCAUUUGUAAGCAGCUGUUGAUGUCACAACUGAGUUAAAGUAGUCCCUGGUCAUUUAAAUUGCAGGCUUUUAUUAGCUCAGUAAAAACAAUGAGUACUCUCUUUCUAGAAAAAUAAUAAUAGCAGUUUGUACAUGGAAUGGUUGAAAUUGAAAUACUGUGUCUAAUAAAUAUCUGUAACUAA
Molecule: messenger RNA, 3369 nt
Organism: Ostrea edulis (European flat oyster)
Lineage: Eukaryota; Metazoa; Mollusca; Bivalvia; Ostreida; Ostreidae
Exons: 19
Coding region: 280-2562 (760 amino acids)
Source: RefSeq, a predicted model, not a curated record